Colletotrichum scovillei is the source of this 2459-nucleotide messenger RNA. RefSeq names its product dephospho-CoA kinase. Gene Ontology annotation, molecular function: dephospho-CoA kinase activity; ATP binding. Bases 1206 to 2030 code for a protein of 274 amino acids. Gene Ontology annotation, biological process: coenzyme A biosynthetic process. The transcript has a single exon. The record is from RefSeq and is a predicted model, not a curated record. NCBI's taxonomy places the organism in Eukaryota, Fungi, Ascomycota, Sordariomycetes, Glomerellales, Glomerellaceae.
CUCACCAACAGACAGCAAAUUGCCGUCUGCUACACGACAAAUGAAUGAUGAACAUAUCUUUCGGCCUUGCUGGGUUUUCUGUACCUAGUUUUUGGUUCCCCUUUGCUCGUGACAUGUUUGGAGCCAAGUGCAAGGUCCAGGUACGUACUCUGUACGCAUCGUCAGUCUUCAAUUUCUUCACCAAUUUGCUCUUGCAGGUGGCAACAGCCAACGUGCCAACUGCCUUCCCGGAUAUGUUACGCAGUGUGCGGGCAGAGGGCCACCAAAAGAAGGCAGGCGCUGGCAGCAGCGGAAAUCCACAAAAUGCGAGUUCAGCCUAUCCCACACCGAAUCCAUGGUUACCUUUUCGGCCCUCGAUUUUCAAGCACCUUCCAUGUUGUCAGCUUGGAAGGUGCACCUUUAGCUUCCGCUUUACUCAAUCCAUGCCCAAAAACAAGGACUUUUCUUUAUGCUCAUGACACCAAGUACUCGGAGCAAAAUGGCAUUCGUUCAUGCGGUAAUUUGAAGAGCAGAACAUCACAUUCUUGUCCCAAAAGAGGUAUCAACGGAAUUACCUAGCCGCCAGUGGUGGAUUGAUCCACAGCUCCACCACUUUACGCUACUGCGCUAAAACACCUCCCUUCCCUUCAAGCUACCUUACGUGCUUACCUACCCAACCACGUACCUUCACUGAUGACGGCAGCGGCAGCAGCUCUCGAGGCCACCUCAACCCCAGGGGCCAGUAUACCGACCUGAACGAAAGCACGCGUUUUCCUAGUCUAGUCAAGAAAGAAUUGUAUGAUUUCUGCGCAGGCCAAGAUAAUUUGGUGACCAAACCCGCCAAAAGUUCAUUGCGUUGCCAACCUAGGUACCGAGUUUCUUCAAUCGCGCUCUCUCUCAGUUAUGCUUGGCACCGAAACUGCAAAGUGAAUGUCAAUUGGCUGACGCAUGGGUAGUCCUACCCCAAGCUCCAGGUCAUUUACCUGCCCUGUGCUUUCCUUCUUUCUCGACUCGAAAUAACCUCGGAUCCAUCAUCAGUCCACCCCCACUAUCUCCAUUAACGACCUGAACUUCAACCCUCUUCCCCGUCCCAGCUCCCCCAUUUCCAAUUUCAAUACCGCGACGCCAACAUCGAAUCCACUGUAUUUGCCGCCGGGGCUCGAAUUCAAAUUUCAGAAGAAGAGGCCAAACCGAAAUCACGCCCUGAAACAGGGGAUUUUCUCACCAUGCUCUUCAUCGGUCUUACGGGCUCCAUUGCAACGGGCAAGUCAACCGUUUCCUCCAUCCUCUCCAACCCCCCUUACUCCAUUCCCCUCAUCGACGCCGAUGUUCUCGCGAGGAAAGUCGUCGAACCUGGAUCAAAGGGAUAUGCCGCCAUCGUGAAGCAUUUCCUCCCCACAACCCCGGACCUCCUCGUCCCGGUCUCAGAGACCAUGCCCGAGGCCGGGCCCGACGGCAAAGGACGACCACUCAACCGACCCGCCCUCGGCAAGCGCGUCUUCGGCGACACGGAAGAGCUCAAAAAGGACCGUGCCGUACUCAACGGCAUUGUUCACCCGGCCGUUCGCUCUGAGAUGUACAAGGCCAUUCUCCGUGCCUAUGUCACCGGUCACUGGGCUGUUCUCCUCGACGUUCCCCUGUUAUUCGAAAGCAGCCUCGACCGCCUCUGCGGCACCGUUUUUGUCGUUGCUGUCAAGGACCCCGAGGUACAGAUGCAGCGUCUCAUGGCCCGCGAUCCCCAUCUCAGCCGCGAAGACGCCGAGAACCGCGUGCUCAGCCAGACGGAUGUGAGGCUCAAGGCACGGAGAUGCGAAGCCAGAGGUGAGGGCAAGGGCGUCGUAUUAUGGAAUGAUGGCUCCAAGGAAGACUUGAAGAGAGACAUUGGCGAGGCUAUCCGUCACGUUCAGGCCUCCAGCCCGGUAUGGUGGAGUUGGCUGCUCCUGGCGUGUCCACCAGCAGCGGCAGCCCUCGGGGCCUGGCGGUUUUGGCAGAAUGUUCGCAUCAAUAAGGCAUGGACGGAGCAGGAGAGAAUUGAGAAGGCAAAGUUGUAGCCUGAGCCUCGACAACACAGUACAGUUCCGGUGACCUCAUCACGAGGCUCACUCAUGAUCUUGAAUGAAGGCAAGUGUCUCAUGGGGGUUUGGCUACGUGUGCGAGCUUCAUUGCCCCGUUUCGUCGCUGCGGCAUGUCAUGACCGGGCAUCAGGAGGCGAGGGAUCGCUCGGCCUCUUUCUGACAAGCGUCAUUUCUGUCAGGAAGUCUUCAGGCCACAGCUUUACGCAACGCUGAAAAAAAGGGGUUCGACUACUUUGAAGUGAGGCCCAGUAUGAAGGUAAACGACAGUUGCCACCCGGCGAGAUGGCGCACCAGAAAGUAUUGAAAUUCGUGUCCCGUCUAUUUGAGAGAAAGAAAGAGAAAGAGAGAGAUAUCCCCCACAUACAUCUAAUACACAAUGAACACUUGAUGAAACGCAUACCUGGC